UAAGAUGGCGCUAUCCCCCCAUCAGUAUGGUUUUUAAUGUUCGUCGAGAUGAGUGUGUGCGAUACUCCCAGUAAGAGUUCAAAAAUGGACAAAAAGUCCCUGACGCCUUUCACGAAAGUGCGCCGCAAAAACUGGCAGCAGGAAACGGCCUCCUACAAAAAUGCAAAGACCAAGAGUCAGGUGCUUUGCCACAGCAGCGGCGACAGGUUUAUACCGAAGCGAUUCCAGCAGGAUGCCGUCGAUCUCAAUCUGAAGUUUAUUGGCCAGCGCGAAGAACGUGAUAUUCUGGAAACGGGCGCCCUGUGGACUGCCAGCUAUUGGCGGCAGAGCGGCUUUAUCUCAGCCAUCAACAGCACUUUCGGCAUCCAGGAACGUCGCCUGCUGCAGUUCAGCAGUUUGCAGGGCUCUUCGCCGGAAGCAGUGACCAGUGGGUCAGCAGACUUUGACUGGCCAUGCAAUCCGAGACCAAGGCCGAUUGCCAUUCAGGUUGCCACCCACGAAAUGCCAGGCAUUGUCAGUCCCGUUGACUAUAAUAUGAUGGAUUGGUCGCCCAAAGACAUGGUGGCCAUCUCAUCCGGCCAGGACAUCAUGCUAUGGCACAACCUUGACGAGACCACCAUGAUAUUCAGUGUGGACUCACCGACUGCCCUGAGGUAUUCGCCAAAUGGCAAGUAUCUGUCCAUUGGCUGCUUCGAUGGCAACUAUCCAGUCCUGGAUCUCUGGGAAGUCAAAUCAAACAUGGAGUUCGAGGUGACGUACCGCAAGUUUUUCCUCAAGUCCAUUGGCUGCAUCACCUGCAUCGAAUGGUCACCCGACGGCGAACAGAUUGUUUGUGGCACCAUGACUGGGACAAUCAUGGUGCUUGCCAUGCCAAAGCUGAAAUCCAAGCUGAUUCGCGAGCACCGCGAGAAGGUCACCAGCAUUAAGUUUAGCCCAAACCAAAAGUAUUUUGCAUCCAGUGACAACAGCGGCACCAUUUACAUAUUCGAUGGGGGUCUGAAGAAGCACAUACUGAAGCUGCGUGGCAGAUCUGUUGUUUUCGAUUGGCAUCCCUGGACGGGCGAGGAUAUGGUGGUGGCGGAACGUCGUCCUGCCUCCAUAUUCAUCCUGAACAUCCCACGUCGCCAGUUUGUUGCCUCGUAUAAACGAAGAGAUCACAAAAUCACCAUAAAGACGGUUACCUUUAGCAAGAUUACGGGCGAGUUGCUGGUCAACGUCCUUCGGCCCGUAUCACCCGAUGACAUGAACUGUGUGACGUGUGAGAUCUUGGUAUUGGCCUCACUAAAUCGAUUGGUGGACCUCAUGUGCAACUCUGAACGCGGCACAAUAUUUCUUAUGUGGAAUCCGGAUGGGACAAACAUCGCCACGGUCGGCCUGGACGACACCUUCUCGGUGUGGAGCUUCAUACCCCCACACAGGCGAAGAGCCAUUCUUCGGGGGAAGGAGCAACAGGGAGCCAAGGAAAAGAGCAGCUCCCUGAGCCUCUUCAAAGGAAUGCGGUGAUCCAGCUGGCUGGUUUCUCCUGCAAUCUAUUUUUUAAUGCGUUUUUUUAUGCUUAGGUUAUUCUUCGUAUGUAUGUAUGUUUAUUUUCAACCAAUUGUAUGUGUGUAUGUUUCACUAAUUAUUCAAAUUCAAGUAUAUUGCUUCCAUAAAAA
Drosophila kikkawai is the source of this 1655-nucleotide messenger RNA. RefSeq names its product Cdc20/fizzy protein cortex (gene cort). The record is from RefSeq and is a predicted model, not a curated record. Gene Ontology annotation, biological process: positive regulation of anaphase-promoting complex-dependent catabolic process; positive regulation of ubiquitin protein ligase activity; anaphase-promoting complex-dependent catabolic process. Gene Ontology annotation, cellular component: anaphase-promoting complex. Lineage: Eukaryota; Metazoa; Arthropoda; Insecta; Diptera; Drosophilidae. Gene Ontology annotation, molecular function: protein binding; ubiquitin ligase activator activity; anaphase-promoting complex binding.